Molecule: messenger RNA, 882 nt
Organism: Phaedon cochleariae (mustard beetle)
Lineage: Eukaryota; Metazoa; Arthropoda; Insecta; Coleoptera; Chrysomelidae
Source: the annotation of a GenBank genome assembly
AUGUUUGGUAGAUUCGGUAACUUGGCCCCCGUGCUUGCCCAAAAUGGGCAGCAGCAACAACAACGUGGCAUGGCCACCUUAAAACACAUCUCCAUGCGUUUGAAAUCCGUCAAAAAUAUUCAGAAGAUCACCCAAUCCAUGAAGAUGGUGUCUGCAGCCAAGUAUGCCAGGGCUGAGAGGGAAUUGAGGGCUGUGAGGCCUAUCGGAGAUGGAACCAAGCAAUUCUAUGAAAAGGCUGAAGUGACCCCUAUUGCUGAUGUGCCAGCUAAGUUGGUGAUUGCCAUAACUUCUGAUAGAGGUCUUUGUGGGGCUGUGCACACCAGUGUGGCUCGUCAUAUUAGGAAUGAACUGGCCAUAGAUGAUCAGAAUACCAAAGUUGUUUGUGUGGGUGACAAGUCUCGUUUGAUUCUCCAGCGUCUCUAUGGAAAGAACAUCAUCAUGGCUUGCAAUGAAAUUGGCCGUCUGCCCCCUACUUUCAUAGAUGCCUCCAAACUGGCUGAUGCUAUCCUGAAAUCUGACUACAAAUUCAACUCUGGGGAGAUUGUAUUCAACAGGUUCAAGUCUGUUGUGUCUUACAACACACAGACUCUGCCUGUCUUCAGCUUGGCCUCUGUCACGGCUGCUCCCAAGCUGUCCAUCUAUGAUUCUUUGGACGACGAAGUGGUCCAGAGCUACUUGGAGUUCUCUCUGGCCUCCCUGCUGUUCUAUUCGAUGAAAGAGGGCGCCUGCAGCGAGCAAUCCUCCAGGAUGACGGCCAUGGACAAUGCCAGCAAGAACGCAGGCGAGAUGAUCGACAAGUUGACUCUGACGUUCAACCGUACCAGACAGGCGGUCAUCACCAGAGAGCUGAUCGAAAUCAUCUCUGGGGCAUCGGCGCUUUAA